Molecule: messenger RNA, 1388 nt
Organism: Xiphophorus couchianus (Monterrey platyfish)
Lineage: Eukaryota; Metazoa; Chordata; Actinopteri; Cyprinodontiformes; Poeciliidae
Gene: rspo4
Product: R-spondin 4
Exons: 5
Coding region: 507-1235 (242 amino acids)
Source: RefSeq, a predicted model, not a curated record
GAGUGCGAGCAUGAAAAACAAACGUGGGAUUGAACAACAAUAGGUAGAGCCAGGAGGAGGGGGCUGCAAAUGUGGAACCACUUAAGGUCCGAGCGUGCUCGCCCUGCAAAGGGUUAAAGAUGGCGAUGGGAUAAGUGGAGCUCGUUUAUCCCAAAUUUGACAGUGGUAGUUAAAUGUUGAGUUUUCCCUCCAAACUGGCAGUCUGGACGAGGCUUUCUGCUCCCCUCAGCCUCCCUGGUGCUGCGCUCGUUUACGACCGUCUGUCUUCUCUAAAUCAAAUCCAAGAAACGGAGGACGAUUCCGCAAGAUUAUCUCCUCAGCUUCACUUCCAUCCAUCCCACCAUUCCUUCAGCUUUCUCACAGCCGUUCGCCUCUCCUCUCCUCCGCCCCCACCAACGCUCAGCUUCGUCUUUCACUGUGGAGCUAAAUUUCCCAACCUGCCGUCCCUGGGAUCCCCACAGAUGUCCGGAGCCUGGCGCUGAAGCGGGCACUCGCCAGUAGCCCAGAUGCAUCUGCGACUCUUUGCCUUUGGGAUGACCUUGCUUUGUGAGGUGAUCAGGAUGGGGUCGGGCGUCACGCAGAAGCGAAGCGCUCACAGAGAGACGUCAGAAGACUGUCAGAGUUGUCUGGAGUGUUCGAGGGACAACGGCUGCGUUCGCUGCCCAGAGCGACUCUUCCUGUUUCUCCAGAGGAAAGGGAUGUCUCAUCAUGGGACGUGUCUCCAUUCCUGUCCAACCGGACACUUUGGACAGAGAGGGAGGGACGUGAACCGCUGCAUGAAAUGCCGCUCGUUGGACUGCGAGCUUUGCUUCAGUCGGGACUUCUGCACCAAGUGUAAGCCUGGCUUCAAGCUGCACAAAGGCAAGUGUUUGAUCCACUGCCCAGAGGGAACCUUCGCUCACCAGACAGACUGCCUCGAGGUCUGUCCCCUGCUUCUGCUGGGAGAGUGGAGCGAGUGGAGCGUCUGCGUCCGUGACGGCGCCACCUGUGGUUUCAGAUGGGGAAAGCAGACCCGGGUCCGGGAGAGCAGCCAGAGCUGGAAAGCGACUGAAAAAGCGCGGGUCUGUCCGCCCCAAAGCGAAACACAAAGGUGCAGGAUGAAGAAAAAAUGUCCCACAGAGAGAAGACCGAAUAAAAAAGGAGGAUUUGGCAGAAAGAGGGAGAGAAAACGACUGCGGCUCCUCGCCAGCCUCUCGGCUAACGCAACAACAGACUCCAUCAGCAGCGGUGCCUGAACCGGAUCCAGUUCCAUGUUGGCCCGCCGAACCAAAACCAGAACCACCGAGGACAAAAACAACCUGAACCGACUGUUCCGUUUAUCCCCAUGAUGUGUGAAUAAAAUGUGUUUUCCAAACAUUAAAUCACAGUAGGAGCUGCACUGAUCUGAA